AUGGCGUUUAUUUCAAGCGAUAUAUCUUCGAAGUCAACCAAAAGAGACUUAAUUUCCAUUUGGAACGGAAUAGAGAAGCUUGAAUCCUCUGAGAGAACACUAUUAACGAUUGACGACGUUGCUAAGGAAAUCAGAGGGGAUUGGAAAGGCAGAAAAUGCUUUGUUGUAGAUAAAAGUAGCUAUAAUGGAAAACCGUUAACAUACGACGGCUUAAAAUGGAGAAAAAAAAUCGCUCCGAAGUAUCGGCAAUGGAAUGAAAAUGGACGUGUUUAUGGAACAAUCCAGUGCAGAUCGCCGUCCACUGCGAGUUUCAGAAAAACUGUAGUUUAUAUGGACGAUUCGACUUUUGUUAUCGUCGACUAUCACCGCGAUGAAGAACGAAUUAGCUUGGAUUUUGAUAUUCAUAGGAUGACAGCCUCAGAUGUUGAUAUCGUUCGAAGCGAACUGAUUGGGAGGUCUGUAAAGAGUGCAUAUGAAAUUCUACAUAAAAAAGGCUUCAAGUUCUCGCUUGAGCAGGUGAGGAACCAAAGGAAACACGUACCUGAAUCGAUUGGCUGCAAUCGAGGCGUCAAAGCUAUUGCCACCACAUCCGAAUUAGGAAAAAUAGCGAGAAACGUUCCGAAUGCAAAGUACAGCGUAUUUGAGUGUAACGGUGGAAUGGUAGAUUGUUUGUCGGUUAUUCUUGAUGAACCCUUUCGGAUUGUCUUAAACUGUUUACCGACUACUAACGAGUACGAAUCUCACCUGAGAUUGUUCGAAGACAUAAACGAAAAUAAUAAAAAGGAACAUAUCCAAUCACUAUUAGAACAAUGGAAAGUUUCAAACGAUGAUGGAUUUUUGAUCAGUGGUGUCACUCAGCUGGAUACAACAUUCGGAUUGAGCGAGUUGUAUGUCACUUUAAUGUGCACCACAGUAAAGAUAUUCAAGUCGAAAAAAUCAAAAAAACCGAGAACUAUUGUCAUUAGCUAUUUGUUGCACUCGAAAAAGACUAUGGAAUGCCACAAGUUUCACGCAAACCAUGUGAACGAAUACCUGCAGAAGCAAGGUUUCAAAAAUGACCGCGUUGUGCCUGGAUUCAUCACGGACGGUGAAAAAUCCUUUGAGGAAUAUUACAAGGUUUGA
Messenger RNA from Caenorhabditis bovis, 1122 nucleotides. Lineage: Eukaryota; Metazoa; Nematoda; Chromadorea; Rhabditida; Rhabditidae. The record is from the annotation of a GenBank genome assembly.